CCACGAUGUCAAGUAGCGAUAGCAGCUCAAUCUCUUCCAGCGGAUCUUCAUCAAAUGACAAUAGAAGCUACAACAUGGGGCUUCUAGUACCGAUCAUUGGGGUCGCCGUGUUGCUUCUACUUGGAGGGGUUUGCUGCUGCUGGAUGCAUCGACAGUGGAGGAAGCUCGGACGCAAGGCCGAAGACGGCGACAGCUACCGGGAUCACACGGUGACAAUCUUCCCUCACCUUAGUCAGUCAAGCGAAAUGAGUGACGUCGUGAGUUCCAGAACCAUACAAACAGGAGGAGAAGAGACUUUCUCCACUCGUCAAGUUCCACCUCGAGAAGCGUACGAAUUGGGCUCGGAUUCAGGACCGAACUACAUCUGGAGAAUUCUGCAGGAAGAUCGAAAUCUGACCAGGAUCAGACUCCCUUACAAGGAAAUAAAACUUCGAGCAUUGUUAUCCAAAAGCCAAACCCGUGAAAUUCGAUUGGGCGAGUAUCAGAAUCAACAAGUUGUCGUCAAGCGGUUGCUCAAGACCAAGCGUUCGCAUAUCUUUCACAUCCAGGAGUUUAUUUACCAGAUCCAGAUCCGGUCGACGCUCGAGCAUCCGAAUAUCGUGACGUUGGUGGGUGUGGCGUGGAAUAGCGUAGACGACGUGAUGCUGGUGAUGGAGCACUAUCCGUUGGGAGAUCUGCUCACGUACUUGCAAAAUCACGGCGAGCGCACGUCAUGGGAGCACGGUAAGUACCGACUAGCCAUCGGUAUUGCUCGGGCUUUGGUGUAUCUCCAUAGUCAGCCGACACCAAUCGCUCAUCGCGAUCUACGAGCGAGCAACGUGCUGCUCACCGAGACGAUGAGGUCAAAACUAACGGGCUUCGAUUCAUCGUGCCUCAACGAGCACAGUCAUCGUUGUCACAUUGCUGGUGCGCCGUACUGGUCAGCACCGGAAGUUUUACGUGGCAGACCAUACACCACCAAGUCGGACAUCUACGCAUUUGGUGUGUUGCUAACGGAGCUCGAUACGGUGAACUCUCCUUUCCAUGACGCUGUAUCGCCAAUAGGCACGAAACUUAAACCGAUUCAGAUCUUGAACGAAGUAAUGCAGGGGACAUUGCGGCCGAGCUUCAGUCCGGAAUGUCCUCGACGCAUUCGCGUGAUCGGCGUUGGAUGUUACCAACACGAUCCUGAUCGAAGACCAACUGCAGCACAACUGCUUCGCCUGCUUGAAGCGUAAUUUGUGAGCAAAACAAAUAGCACCUUAAAAACUUUGUUCUGUUGUGAGAAUACCCAAAUCUGGUAGUGUCGGAUACCGGAUAAUGUUUUAAAAAAAAGAACAGUAGUGCCGCAAAAUACAAGAACAGCAAAAAAAACAAAAAA
Phytophthora nicotianae INRA-310 is the source of this 1360-nucleotide messenger RNA. Its product is annotated as TKL/DRK protein kinase. The record is from RefSeq and is a predicted model, not a curated record. Gene Ontology annotation, molecular function: protein tyrosine kinase activity; ATP binding. The transcript has a single exon. Lineage: Eukaryota; Oomycota; Peronosporomycetes; Peronosporales; Peronosporaceae. Bases 6 to 1217 code for a protein of 403 amino acids. Gene Ontology annotation, biological process: protein phosphorylation.